GGCCGAGGCCCCAAAGGCCCCGAGGGCGCCGCCCGCAGCCGCCGUGGGUCGCGACCCCCCCUGAAAGGGGGGGAGGAAGAGGAGGAAGAGGAAGAGGAGGAGGAGGAGGAGGAAGAGGACGACGAGGAGGAGGAGGAGGAGGAGGGCGGCAAGCCUGGCCCCGCCCCUUGCCAAGCCACGCCCCCCGCCCCUCAAGCCACGCCCCCUUCUCCACAAGCCACUCCCCCUUCGCUCGACCCGCCGCCCCCAUUGAACAAAUCCCCGCCUGUCACAGCCGAAGCCCCGCCCACAGACGAGCAAGCCCCGCCCCCGGGUGCUGAAGCCCAGGCUGAUGUUCCCGAAGCCACGCCCACCAUGACAGAAGCCCCGCCCGCUGACACAGAAGCCCCGCCCACUCACCCCCCGACCCCGCCCCCUGAGGGCGAGGCCACGCCCAUGCAGGUUGAGUCCACGCCCGCUGAAAUCGAAGCCCCGCCCCCUGCUGCGGAAGCCACGCCUCCAUCCGAAGCCCCGCCCGCCUGCAGCGUAGCCACGCCCCCUCGACAGGAAACCCCGCCCCCUUCAUCCCCCUCUCCUCUGCCCUUAGAGCAGGGGGCGGAGGCUCAGGCCACGCCCACAUCUGAACAGCCAAUCCCGCUCGUCCUCAGCAAAGAGCCCGCCCCUAACGGCGGAGCUACUCCUGAAGCCCCGCCCACAAAUGAGGCCCCGCCCCCCUCCUCCCCCCGUGGGCGCCACCAAUCAUCUUCCUCCUCCUCGCCUGGCCCCGCCUCUUCCCGCGGAAGCUCCGCCUCCCCGCCGCCACGGGCACGUGGCCAAAGCGCUGAGGACGAGCAGCCGGAGCCGACCCCAGCAGCGACCCCCAAGCAGGAGCCGGCAGCAGCCAUGGAUGUGGGGCCGCCCCCCGAGCGCCCCCCAGACCCCGAGGUAACGCCCCAUAAGUGUGGGGCGGGGAU
Messenger RNA from Lagopus leucura (white-tailed ptarmigan), 953 nucleotides. RefSeq names its product basic salivary proline-rich protein 2-like. The record is from RefSeq and is a predicted model, not a curated record. NCBI's taxonomy places the organism in Eukaryota, Metazoa, Chordata, Aves, Galliformes, Phasianidae. The annotation marks the transcript as partial. The transcript is spliced from 3 exons.